ACUAAGCAGUCAGUGUGUCAUUCAGUCACAAGAAACCUCAAGAGCUGCAGCUUGAUGAGAUGGACCUAAGGAAGAUGUUGGGUUUUAUAUUGCUGUUUGUCAUCAUACAAGAAUGCACCUCCAGGCCUACUGACAUGGUGGAUACUACUGACCUUGAAUUAGAAGACCCUGAGCUAGUAAGAUCUCAAGCCCUCAAAAGACUGUUGGAAGUGUUUGGUAUUGAGGAACCACCACAGCCUCUUCAGCAUGUCAAGCAGCCACCUCAGUAUAUGGUGGACCUUUACAACACAGUAGCUGAUGAAGAUGGUGUAACCAAGGACCCAGACCUUCUAGAAGGAAAUACUGUCAGGAGUUUUUUUGAUAAAAUUCACAGUGACCAUAUGCAUUUCUUGUUUAACCUCUCGACUGUGGCCAGAAACGAGAAGAUUCUAACAGCGGAACUUCAUCUUUUUAAACUAAAACCAAGGCCUUCUGAGCAAGCUUACUUUAAAAGGCACCACUUCUGCCAGAUUAGUGUCUAUCUGGUCCUAGAUAAAAAUAAAGUACAGUUGCCACAAGGAAGAAAACUGCUAUCAUCGAAACUUGUACCAAUUCAUUCUUCAGGAUGGGAAGUGUUUUCUAUAACCCAGGCUGUCCGAGUUUGGAACGAUGAAAGUGCUAAUCAUGGCAUUCUUGUAACUGUCCGAAAUUUGGGAGGAGCACAAGUUGAUCCAAACAUCAUCCGUUUUGCAUCUGGCAGAGAUCACCAUGAAAGCAAACAGCCCAUGCUGGUUCUAUUCACUGAUGAUGGAAGGAGAGGAAUUGUCUCAGUAAACAAUCAGCCUGAUGGCCAAUUAGUACCCUUACCAAAUGGUCCUAUUGCACAAACUCCAAACAGAACAAGGAGUAUUAGAUCUGUAGAAGAAGAUGGACAACUGCCAUGCCAGAGACAUCCACUCUAUGUAGACUUUGAAGAAAUUGGCUGGUCUGGAUGGAUUAUCUCUCCUAGAGGGUAUAAUGCUUACCACUGUAAAGGAUCCUGCCCAUUUCCUUUGGGUCAGAACAUGAGGCCUACAAACCAUGCCACGGUGCAGUCUAUCAUUAAUGCCCUCAAACUAACAAAAGGUGUUAGUAGCCUGUGCUGUGUUCCUGACAAACUCUUCUCCAUAAAUCUACUCUACUUUGAUGACGAUGAAAAUGUUGUUUUGAAACAGUAUGAUGAUAUGGUCGCUGGCAGCUGCGGGUGCCACUAAAAACAUUUUGGACAAACACCGACAAAUGGUGGCGCUGUCUAAGGUAAAACCUAGGGUAACCAAUAGAAGACAGACCCCAUGUUUGGUGAAACUCUGAUAAGCACUGUAUUUCCAGUUGUUCUGCAACUGGGAGUUUCUGAGAACAUGACUAGUACUGUAUGUUUUAUAGAUCAAAAAUACCAGUCAUUUAGUUUUUAUAAUAUGAUUAAAAGUCUAUAAAAUACUGUACCUAUAACUUGUAAAUACUGAAAGAUAGUGUUAUAUUGUUUCAGUCAGUAUCUGGAGAAAACACUGAUAUUGAACUGCAACAAUAAAAUACAACUUAGUAUCUCAUAUAUAUACUGUCUGAAAAAGAAUCAUAAGAAUUGGACUAUCCACAUCCUUGUGCAUAGAUUACUGUUAGCAACUACAGAAAGUAUCAAUUAUAGCCACCGUGUGGCCUCUGUGAGUUAUAAUGCAGUACACUACAACUCUGGCAUGUAACAACUGUUCAAAAUGUUUUCCUAAACAUAAAUGUUAUAUGUUAGGCAGCUUGUGCUGUGGCAUACUGGCUGUUAUCUGGUUCUUAGUCCCUGACCUAGUGGGAUGUAUAGAAAUUACACAGCAUGUAAGUUAAUUGCAGUACCUCGUACCCAGCAAAACUAGAAUUGAAUAUCUCUGCCUGGAACAGUGUUUGCUAGCUUUUAACUUUUGUCCUCACCAAAUUGCUACAGCAUUAUCUGUUUGCCCUUUUGAUAUUCUUUUAUUACACAAAAAUACAUUAAAGGGUGGUUACCAUUUAAUGAUGUCUGUGCUCAUGCAGCUUUAAACAAAACUUGCCUGUGCUGCGUUAUUAUUCUUUGUAAUAUUUGUAUAUAAGUAAAUUGUUAAUAUAUAAUGCUUGUAUUGUAAAUCUGUAAACUUAACGUGUGAGGUUCCUUUUUCUUCUAUAAAUAUACAUAUUAAAAUAUAUGCAUUAAAAUAUAAUUUCUAUGCAAGAAGCUUGGAAAAAAUAAAAAAUUAAAAAAUA
Messenger RNA from Xenopus laevis (African clawed frog), 2241 nucleotides. It is a transcript of the gene admp.L, whose product is annotated as anti-dorsalizing morphogenic protein L homeolog. The record is from RefSeq and is a predicted model, not a curated record. Gene Ontology annotation, cellular component: extracellular region. The transcript is spliced from 5 exons. NCBI's taxonomy places the organism in Eukaryota, Metazoa, Chordata, Amphibia, Anura, Pipidae. Gene Ontology annotation, molecular function: growth factor activity; cytokine activity. Bases 60 to 1232 code for a protein of 390 amino acids.